Molecule: messenger RNA, 1284 nt
Organism: Brachypodium distachyon (stiff brome)
Lineage: Eukaryota; Viridiplantae; Streptophyta; Magnoliopsida; Poales; Poaceae
Exons: 3
Coding region: 1-1284 (427 amino acids)
Molecular function (GO): protein binding
Source: RefSeq, a predicted model, not a curated record
AUGGGGAAUGAAGCUAAUGCGUACUGCUGCUUGAGUCCAUGCACAUUUGUUUGGCUGAUGGCAUUGCUUGCUCUGCAGGUGUCUGGAGAUUACAUCCCAGUGGCUGAGAUGCAGGAUGGCUCUUUGGGUUACUGUUUCCAACGUGCUUCCAUAUCAGGCUCGACUCCACUGGCCAUUGCAGCGAGGACGAGCAGCCCUCGCUGCCGCCCGCCAGCGGCGAAGGGGCCGCUAGACGUCGACGACCUGCUCAGGGAGAUCCUGCUCCGCCUCCCCCCGCAGCUAUCCUCCCUCCCGCGCGCCUCCCUCGUCUGCAAACGCUGGCGGCGCAUCGUCUCCGACCCCGGCUUCACCCGCCACUUCCGCCUCCACCACCGCAGCAAGCCUCCUCUCCUCGGCCUCUUCGCCAAAAACUUCCAUGACAUCUAUUUCCUGCCCACUCUGGACCCUCCCAACCGCGUCCCGGAGGACCGCUUCCGCCUGCACUUCGACAAGGGCGACAACCUGUUCAGGACCCUCGGAUACCGCCAUGGCCUCGCGCUCAUCUACCAUGAGUCGCGGGACCAGAUCCUGGUGUGGGACCCCGUCAACGGCGACCAGCACUACCUCCAUGUUCCCUCAAGGUUCGAGAGGAAGAAGUCCGAGGUCCACGGGGCGGUGCUUCGGGCUGCCGGAGACGCCCGCCACUUUCAGGUGGUCCUGGUAGGCAACAACGAGAAACAGUGCAGACGACUGCUUGCUUGCGUCUACUCAUCGGAGACCGGCGCGUGGGGUAAUCUCGUCUCAACGCUUCUUACACCAAAUCCCAAGUGUGCUUGGAGCCGCCUUUCGCACUUGAUUUGUAUGUUCCUUCCUGGUGUCCUGGUUGGAGAUUCCAUUUACUGGUCGUUUACUGAAAGUUCAACCGGCAUCCUUCAGUUUGACUUGGGUAGGCAAAGCCUAGUUGUGAUACCAUUGCCAAUGGAUGUGUUUGCAAAGGGGUACCACCACUUCACGGUUAUGCGAGCAGAGGAUGGUGGGCUUGGUUGCCUCUUCCUGUCAGGCUUCAGCGCCCAAUUCUGGAAGAGGAAGACCGAGUGUGGUGGGGUUGCAUCAUCAUGGGUUCUGGGACGAACUAUUGAACUGGACAAGGUACUCCCCAUGAAUUCAGAGGAAGAGAGAGUUCCCCUAAGGAUGAUGGGCUUUGCUGAGGACAGUAAUGUGGCGGUCGUGUGGACAUUCGACGGUCUCUUCAUGGUCCAGGUUGAGUCAUUGCAGUUCAAGAAGGUAAGCAAGCUUUUACACUGA